AGAUUUUCGCAGAGUGAGUUAGUCCCACUGCAGAACGCGCGGUGAGAUGCAGAAUAUUCUCAGAUGGUGCUCUGAGUGGUGCUGAAAAAAGGGAUCCAAGUGAGAAGUUGUAGAGAGCUUCCUCAAAAGGGAUUAAAAGUGUGUGCUAAAGGAUUCAGUGAUUAUCCUUAAAUCUUCCCUUAACAGUUUCUCCUUCCAUAUUCUACACAGCAUUAAAAUGUGGCAUUUAGCGGUGUUGUUCUUAACUGCAGUCAUCAACCUCUGCGUAGCUUCGCACUGGGGAUACCCAACGCCCAUGCCAAACGGAGAGAUAAUUGGUCCAGAAAAUUGGGGCGGUGCAUGUGAUACGGGCAUGAAGCAGAGUCCAGUUGAUCUCUCAUUCAAGGCUUCGGUACGAGGAAAAUUCCCAGAAUUUCACUUCGAGGAUUAUGAAGAACCAAUUGUGGGAGGAAGGGUUCUGAAUAACGGUCAUUCCAUUCAAAUUAACGUUGGAUCGUCGCCAAAUGUGGUGCUUUCCGGUGGGGGUCUGCCAAGUGAACAAUACGUCAUGGAACAAAUGCACUUUCACUGGGGAUCUGAGCACACAAUCAACGGCCGACGAUAUGCCCUGGAAUUGCACAUGGUACACUAUGAUAGUAGAUUCCCGAGCAUUCAGGAAGCUGUAGGCAAUAAGACUGGAGUUGCUGUGCUCGGGGUGCUUUUCUAUGUGUCAUCAGAGGCAAAUCCUGACCUAGAAAAUAUUCUCGAUAGUGCAAAGACAGCAAGAAAUUCUGUGGGUAUGUCUGAUGAUUUGCUUGCACCACUCUCUCCCGAUGACCUACUCCCCAGAAAGCGAAAUUCUUAUUUCCGCUAUGAGGGUUCCCUUACAACGCCAGGAUGUGGAGAGGCUGUUGAAUGGACAAUUUUCACUCAAUCUCUGCCAAUAUCCUUUGAUCAACUGGAACGCUUUAAGAGCAUUAAGACCAACAAUGGAACCAUCCUCACUCACAAUUUCCGCACAGUUCAACCCCUCAAUGCGCGUCCGUUGGUUUAUGUUGCUCCCAUUGACUACGAAAUAGAAGUUUCAUCUUCAGAUACCACAAAAUUUUCCUCAGCUCUUGCCAUCUGUAUUUUUGUAGCGUAUCUACUAGCUUAAAAUGCUUAGAAUGAAAUUCAAAUCUUUGGUGUUUCCAAUGUCCAAGCAUCACCAAUAUAGUUAAAUUCUGUUUUAGAAUAUUCUUAUAGCUCUUAGGUAAUGUCGUGCCAAAAAAAAUCCUGCAUAGAAUGGUGAUGAAAUUUUAUGUGUUGUAAAUUAUAAAGAAACCUAGUCAAGUGAAUUAAAUAUAAUAAAGUAUAUUAAAGUUAGAAA
Messenger RNA from Phlebotomus papatasi, 1348 nucleotides. RefSeq names its product carbonic anhydrase 1 (gene CAH7). NCBI's taxonomy places the organism in Eukaryota, Metazoa, Arthropoda, Insecta, Diptera, Psychodidae. Gene Ontology annotation, molecular function: zinc ion binding; carbonate dehydratase activity. Gene Ontology annotation, cellular component: cytoplasm. The coding region runs from base 218 to 1135 and encodes 305 amino acids. The transcript has 6 exons. The record is from RefSeq and is a predicted model, not a curated record.